Molecule: messenger RNA, 3077 nt
Organism: Perca fluviatilis (European perch)
Lineage: Eukaryota; Metazoa; Chordata; Actinopteri; Perciformes; Percidae
Exons: 8
Coding region: 442-1995 (517 amino acids)
Source: RefSeq, a predicted model, not a curated record
AAAAAGCUAUUUAUUUAUUGUUUUGGGUGAAUAUAACUUUGUUUGAAGUUAUCUUAACUUGCUUAGAGAGACUAUUUGGAACUCAUCCAAUCAGCAAGCAGGGCUGUGAGUGAGCAUGCGCAGUAGAAGCCACCACCGUUCAGUCUCCUGCUCAGGAUUGUUAGCGGUGCCAAUCGGACUGAGCCAACACAUUUUCUGGAAUUUGCCGACAAAUUUGCUAGAGAUUUCAUCGCUUGUGGAACAAUAAGAAGUGCUUGUGGCAACUGCCUUGAGGGCUCUUCACAGCUGCUUUGUCAGUGGGCCUCAGUACACUGGAGAUGCAGUGGACCUAUAAAGCUGACCAACCACAGAUCAUUCCAAAGACCUUCAUCGCUAAGGGAACCAUUGUGGGCAACGGACACGAAAACUGGGCUCUCCUGAGGCUGCUUCCAUUGAUGGACCAUGGGAAGCUAUAAACUAAGAAUCAUCAUAAAUGAAGGGGACAUACGGAAAGUGUCACUGGACAGAAAACCAGAAACGGUUGAAGAGCUGAAGAUAAAAGUCAAAGAAAAAUGCAACCUGCAGGAUGACUUCAAUCUUAUGUAUGAAGACCCUGACUUUGGUUAUUCCCUCUGCAACCUAGAUGACAUAGGAGACUUGCCAGCUACAAAAGCAACUGUGAAGGUCAUUUCAUUGGUGACACUGACACUGGUGCCUGCUUCCACCACCAGCAUUUCUGAUGCCUCAAAUGUCUCAGAUGAUACAGAGAUUCUGUCGACAUACAGCUCAUCAUCAUCAACAAGACAAGAGCAAUGGCCAGAGUUUUUUGAGAUUCCAAACUUCUCGGUUGAUGUAGAAUUCAGACUGAGACAGGCUAAUCUUCAGUUUUUACGAGACCAAACUUACCUGAAUGUACCAAGAGACAUGAAGCAUGGUAUUUUGGAGAAGCUUGCUGAAGCGAUCUACAAAUUUGAUGCCUAUCCAAAUGAAGAACGAUGCCAUUCUGUGGCAUUGGCGCUCAUAAGCAAACAUCCCUGCCUGAGGGAACCAGGCUCGCCAGAUGGGUGUUCUGGCUGGAAGAAUAGCUUGACAUACAAAAUGGGGAACUAUCGCACUAAACUGAGAAAAGCUGGAUGUGCAGAAGUUGCUAUAAAUCAGGGUAAAAAAGGCGCCCCAGGAAUGGCAUCAAAAGGCCUCAAAAGACCAAAAAGGUUUGAGGUCAAUUACUUACCAGACCUCCCUGAGGGGCAGAAUGAAGAUAGACUAGAAGUUGAAAGAAAGCUCCUGGUUGAAGAAAUGAAAAAACGGAACCCCAGUGGAACAGUCAUUGCAUCUAAGAUGGACCAGACAUUCCCACUGCGGAGACGGGAGAUUGUGGAGGCUGAACCUCCAGUGAAAACCCUGAAGGAGCGCUGGCCAGCUCUUUUUACAGAGAGACAAGUGUUUGCUGAGUUCAACAGGAUAGCCACGACAAACCUGGAGAAUGACUUUUUUGGUGCUGUUGACCGCUACACACCACGCUUUGUCACAAUCUUCAAGUCCAAGAAAGGAAGUGUUGGAGAGAAACUGGCUGAGAUUGUGCAGCAAAUUGAUUCAAGGAAACCAGAUGUGACAGCAGUGCGUACCCUUGUUCUCCAAGGCAUCCCUGUUCUGCUUGGUGAUGACCCCAGUAACUUCUACAACACCUCCUUUGAUUCUGACAGUGAUGAGGCCUGGGACCAGGUAUCUGUUGGGUUGCUGACUGUCAUCAGUGAAGAUGUGCCCCUCUCGCCAAAUCAUCUCCAUCUUGACCCAGUGUCUACUGCCAUCAUUCUUGAAGGAGGUAUUGUAAUGAACAAUCUCCAGAACCUACCUCAAGCACUUUGCCUCUUGUUUGGGUUGUCCUAUGCACUACACUUGGACUACCCUAAAGCCAUGAAAAACACAUUCAGCUUCAUUCAACGAGUGAUGCUUGGCCUGGGAGAGAACAAACUCCCCCCCAAACUUCAAACUCUUAAAAAUCUCCUGUUGAGUUAGAAUGGUAAAAAUCAAGAGUGACACUUGGCAUACAAUCUUGUUUAUAAAAGUGGGUCCAGUUGCUUUUUAUUGUUAGCUAAAUUAAGGCACUCCUUUCAUAUUGUUUUAUAUCCACUGGGUUCAUCAGCAAGUUACAUUUAGAGGCUGCAGGUGUAUGGUCAUUCAUACGUGUAUGAGAUCGGUUGCCAUAGUCAUUAUUGUACAAUAACUGGAUGUCACUUGUAAUAGUCAGCAGGUUGAUACUGUCAGCAGUUUGGUCUUUAAACUUUAUUGUUAAUACAAAAGUAAAGCAGUUUCUCAGGAUUAUGUUAAAUAAAAGGUCAGGGUUGGAAUUUUCUUUCCACAAAUGAGAAAUUUAUGUCUUUUUAUAAAGCCAAAUACAUUGGCUGCCAAUUAUUACUGGAAGAUUAUUGAAGAACAAUUUUGGUACCGAUGUAUAUUGGCAAAUAGGCAAACAUUCAAUCCAACAAAGUCCAUUGUUCACAUCCCUUGGUGUUACUUUCACUCUGUACUUUUGAAGAAUGUUUUUAUUUUUAUAUUUUAUGGUAGUGUAAUAAGCAUGUAUGCGCGUUCUGGUUCUGAGAAGAGAUAUUCUGUGGUUGGCGCUAAUACCUUGACAUUUAUCAUUUUAGUCUGAAUGUUGUCUUCAAGUGGUACUGAUCACUUAUAGUAAUGACUAACAUUUUAAUCUCCUCAAAACCAAUUAGUAUCUCUGUCAGCUGUCUAAGGUGCAGAUUUGACUGUUUUCCCUAAACAUCUCUAAUCAAGUAUAUUUCCCAAAAAUUCAUACUCCUAUAAAUAAUUCGGUAAAAAAAAGUUAACAAUAAAAUUACUUAUCAGCCAAGUCAAGAAUUCAAAAUCGUGAAAUCCUGUGCCAAAAUUUGAUUGAUUGAAAUAAAAAGGUUUAUCUUGGCCAAGCACACCAUAAUAAUUUUUAAGAUGAUGAAAUACAAUCAGUAUAAAAUUACAAAUGUCAAGGUAAUGCAUACUUUAUACCAGAUCAAAGGGUUUUAAGACUUUGAUUUUAACAUUGUAAACUAACAAUGGUUGAGGUUCAAGGAAUAAACCUGUUUCAACUAUAA